UCAGAGCCCGCGGUCUCCGGCAGCCCCUGAUCACCGUUGCCCGAGGUCCCCACGCUCCGAGGUCCCCGCGGCCCGUGGUCCCCGCGCUCCGAGGUCUCGGUGGCCCGAGGUCCCCGCGGCCUCGGCUCUCGCGCCCACCAUGCUACUGAGAAGUCCUGGCCUGCUCUUACUGCUGCUCAGUGGCCUGCGAGCUGCUACUCAAGAAAAAGAAGUCAGAGCGAUGGUAGGCAGCACCGUUGAGCUCAAAUGCAUCUACCCCGAAGAAAACAGUUUUGAUUUAAAUGACCUGUAUGUCUAUUGGCAAAUCAGUGGGUCAAACACCGUUGUGACUUACUACCUUCCCAAGAACAGCUCUGCAGGCCACGAGAACAACCACUACAAGAACCGGGCCCACCUGUCGCUGGACAGCAUGAAGCAGGGGGACUUCUCUCUGAGCCUGCAAAAUGUUACGCCCCAGGAUGCCCAGAAGUUCAACUGCCUGGUGUUUAGGGAAUCCUUGCAGUUAGGGAAGAUUCUGGAAAUGGAGGUCAGCCUGCACGUGGCAGCUAACUACAGCCUGCCAGUCAUCAGCACCCCCAGCAGUGAGUCCAGAGACCCGGAGCUUACCUUUACCUGCAGGUCCACGAAUGGCUAUCCGAGGCCCAAUGUGUACUGGAUCAACGAGACGGACAACAGCCCGCUGGACAAGGCUCUGCAGAACGACACGGUCUCUUUGAACUCACAAGGCUUGUACGAUGUGGUCAGUAUCCUGAGGAUCCCAUGGACCCCCAACAUGAAUGUCGGCUGUUGUGUAGAGAACGUGCUUCUGCACCAGAACCUCACUGGCAGGAGCCAGACAGAACGUUCCAGUGGAACAGAGGGAAGAAUCACAGAGACCCCAGACAGUCUCCAGAAGGAGGACAAUGUGGUCAUUUUCAUCACCCUCGCUCUCCUGUUGGUGUCAGUGAUAGUGGCUGUGGUCAUCUAUAUGGGCAAAAGCAAAUGUCCCCACAGAAACUACACAGGUGCCCAGGCUGCAACAGUGGUGUGUGAGCUCACAGGUAAGUUUGCCUCCCAGAGGAAGCAGGCUACCUGGGUGUGAGCUGGGCAGCAUUGCUCAAAAUCUUCAGUUGUUUGCCUGGUGAUGCCAGAGACGUAGAGAAACCCAGUGACAAACGUGGCGUCCCACUGGCUGUG
Messenger RNA from Castor canadensis (American beaver), 1176 nucleotides. The record is from RefSeq and is a predicted model, not a curated record. Lineage: Eukaryota; Metazoa; Chordata; Mammalia; Rodentia; Castoridae.